Molecule: messenger RNA, 849 nt
Organism: Exserohilum turcica Et28A
Lineage: Eukaryota; Fungi; Ascomycota; Dothideomycetes; Pleosporales; Pleosporaceae
Exons: 2
Coding region: 1-849 (282 amino acids)
Molecular function (GO): ubiquitin protein ligase activity
Source: RefSeq, a predicted model, not a curated record
AUGCUCAAUCCCAGCAGUACCGGUAACAAGGUCCUUUGUUUCAAAAUCCCCAAUGUAAACCGCCGAUUCACAGUCCACCAAGAUCUUAUAUGCCAGACAUCAAACUACUUCAAGCGCCGACUUCAAAGACACCGCAGGCCCAUCUUUCCAGCCGAUGAAUGCUGCAUCUGCACCGAGCCCUUCAAUCCUACGCUGCAAGACCUCACGUUCUGCACCCACUGCGGCCAAAACAUGCACGAACACUGCAUAGACGCCUGGGAAAGAGUGCCCCGGAACGUGGUUUCCGGGUCAAAAUGCCCAAUGUGCCGUGCUCGCUGGAAAAGCCCUCGGCACCUUUCUUGCGUGAAUAUCGAGACUGAGCUGGACGUUGAAGCCGUGCAGAGUUAUCUGGAUUGCAUGUAUACAGGUACACUGAAAGAGGUAUCGGCGUCUAUCCCACGCAACUCGGAUCAGUUCAGCCUCGUUAUGCUGAAACGCUGGGCCGUUGCAAGUGCUCUUGAAGAUGCUGCAUUUAAAGCCCAAGUUCUAACCGCGCUUUUCGCCAAUGGCAGAGUGGUUAUUGGUAUUGAGAGCGUGAAGUGGGCGUUUGUAGAGAGGAAAUGCAGUGAUGAGAUUCGCGAGUUCAUGGUUGAUGUUAGUCUGACGGGUAUUGAGUCGGGCUGGUUUAAGGAGAUGGGAAAGCGUUUCCCGGAGGCUUUUGUGAGCCAAUCGGCGGAUGGGGCGGUGCGGAAGUGGAGGAAUGGGAAUAAUAGGAGGGGGCUUGGAGAUGUUAGGAGGGACUGGAUGAGGAGAGUUGGUGCGGGGGGUGGUGAGGGAAGUGGCGGUGGUGAAGGUGGCUCAAGUGCUUAA